This is a messenger RNA of Aspergillus wentii DTO 134E9, 1074 nucleotides long. RefSeq names its product carbon-nitrogen hydrolase family protein. The transcript has 5 exons. NCBI's taxonomy places the organism in Eukaryota, Fungi, Ascomycota, Eurotiomycetes, Eurotiales, Aspergillaceae. Gene Ontology annotation, biological process: cyanide catabolic process. Bases 1 to 1074 code for a protein of 357 amino acids. The record is from RefSeq and is a predicted model, not a curated record. Gene Ontology annotation, molecular function: cyanide hydratase activity.
AUGGCUCCCGUUUUGAAAAAGUACAAGGCCGCAGCUGUUAACGCUGAGCCUGGAUGGUUCAACCUUGAGGAGUCUGUCAAGCGUACCAUUCACUGGAUCAAUGAGGCUGGCCAGGCUGGAUGCAAGUUUAUUGCUUUCCCGGAACUUUGGAUCCCCGGGUACCCCUACUGGGCGUGGAAGGUGACAUACCAGGAAAGCCUGCCCCUGCUGAAGAAGUACCGCGAGAACAGUCUCGCCUCGGACUCGGACGAGAUGCGACAAAUCCGCGAGGCAGCUCGGGCAAACAAGAUCUACGUCUCGCUGGGAUACUCGGAGCUGGACCUGGCCAGUUUGUACACGACACAGGUGAUGAUUUCGCCUUCGGGAGACGUUCUCAACCACCGUCGCAAGAUCAGAGCCACGCAUGUUGAGCGGUUGGUGUUUGGUGAUGGAACUGGUGAUACCACCGAAUCCGUGAUCCAAACUGAGAUUGGACGUGUUGGACAUUUGAACUGCUGGGAGAAUAUGAACCCGUUUAUGAAGGCUUAUGCGGCUUCCCUGGGCGAGCAGGUCCAUGUUGCUGCUUGGCCUUUGUACCCCGGCAAGGAGACACUCAAGUACCCUGACCCUUAUACUAAUGUCGCCGAGGCGAAUGCGGAUUUGGUUACCCCCGCUUAUGCCAUUGAAACGGGUACUUUCACCCUGGCGCCCUGGCAGAGCAUCACCGCCGAGGGUAUCAAGCUGAACACCCCCGAGGGCAAGGAGUUGGAGGACCCGCACAUCUACAACGGACACGGUCGUAUCUUUGGGCCCGAUGGUCAGAACCUUGUCGAGCACCCUGACAAGGACUUCCAGGGUCUUUUGAUUGUUGACAUUGACCUUGAUGAGUGCCACCUUACCAAAUCGCUGGCUGAUUUUGGUGGUCACUACAUGCGCCCCGAUCUUAUCCGCCUUCUUGUCGACACCAACCGCAAGGAUCUGGUCGUCCGCGAAGACCGUGUCAAUGGAGGAGUUGCUUACACUCGCACUGCCGACCGGGUUGGUCUCUCUACUCCUUUGGAUACGGCCAAGCCUGUUGCAGACCAGGAGGAGUAA